AACACAACGAAAAAACGGAAUAUAAAAUGGCAGCACCACCAAAUAUCAAUAACUAGGAUAGGAGCCUUGAAGCAUCCAACGUGACAUCCAUGCUCAGCUGCCACUGACCAACUCCAAAUGACGAACUUGUCUAUGGGCUCUUGAUCAAAAUCAUCGUCAUCAAUUAUUUCUUUAUUCCCUUCACACUCACAACCCAACAACUUCAACCUCAAUCUCUAUCCCAUUUUAACGCAGCCCUUUUGAUUCUAGCGACUAUUUAUGCUCCCAAACAUGCUACGAUUCUGCUUCACCACACUCUGCGCUUCCAAAGCCUCGCCUUUUCCUCUCUCUAUUUCCAUUUCUAAACCAAUUCUCAAACCCAGAUCGCAAAUGGCUUCUUUCUCCUCUUCCUCUUCCUCCAAGCUAUUGUUCCGCCAGCUCUUUGAGAAGGAAUCGUCCACCUACACGUACCUUCUCGCGGAUGCCUCGCACCCAGAAAGACCAGCCCUUUUGAUUGACCCGGUUGAUAGAACAGUAGAUAGAGACGUGUUGCUUAUUGAGCAACUGGGGUUGAAGCUUGUGUAUGCCUUGAACACACAUGUGCAUGCGGAUCAUGUCACUGGGACUGGCCUUAUCAAGAGAAAAGUACCCGGUGUAAAAUCUGUUAUUUCAAAAGCAAGUGGGGCAACGGCCGAUCUUUAUGUUGAGCCAGGUGAUAAGGUCCAUUUUGGUGAUCUUUUUCUAGAGGUCCGUGCAACUCCUGGUCAUACCAAAGGUUGUGUUACCUAUGUUACUGGAGAUGCACCUGAUCAACCUCAACCAAGGAUGGCAUUCACUGGAGAUGCCGUAUUAAUACGUGGAUGUGGAAGGACAGAUUUUCAGGGUGGGAGUUCAGAGCAGCUUUACAAAUCAAUCCAUACACAGAUUUGUACAUUGCCCAAGAGUACGUUAAUUUAUCCAGCUCAUGACUACAGAGGAUUCACUGUAAGCACUGUUGGAGAGGAGAUGGAACACAAUCCACGCCUAACAAAGGAUGAGGAAAAGUUCAAGAACAUCAUGGCAAAUCUUAACCUGUCAUAUCCUAAAAUGAUUGACAUAGCUGUCCCAGCUAAUAUGGCUUGCGGAAUCCAAUCCAAUCCAUAAGAAGCCUUAUCUGAAAGACACACUUGAUUGACAUAGCUGUGACAUAGACCUUGCAAGCAAGAGAGGGAAAAUUUGUCAUAGCCCUUUGAACUGAAGAUAAAAAGGUCGAAAUUGUAAAUUAAUAAAUGGUAUUUAUAAGUCCAAUAUAAUCUAUUAUUCGGCUCCA
Molecule: messenger RNA, 1288 nt
Organism: Vigna umbellata (rice bean)
Lineage: Eukaryota; Viridiplantae; Streptophyta; Magnoliopsida; Fabales; Fabaceae
Gene: GLY3
Product: glyoxalase II 3
Biological process (GO): glutathione metabolic process; hydrogen sulfide metabolic process
Cellular component (GO): mitochondrion
Molecular function (GO): sulfur dioxygenase activity
Source: RefSeq, a predicted model, not a curated record